Messenger RNA from Ostrinia nubilalis (European corn borer), 1034 nucleotides. RefSeq names its product persulfide dioxygenase ETHE1, mitochondrial. Gene Ontology annotation, molecular function: sulfur dioxygenase activity. NCBI's taxonomy places the organism in Eukaryota, Metazoa, Arthropoda, Insecta, Lepidoptera, Crambidae. Gene Ontology annotation, cellular component: mitochondrion. The record is from RefSeq and is a predicted model, not a curated record. Gene Ontology annotation, biological process: hydrogen sulfide metabolic process; glutathione metabolic process. The coding region runs from base 145 to 957 and encodes 270 amino acids. The transcript is spliced from 6 exons.
GCUAGGAAUUUGUAAUUUUACGAUGUUGAUUUUGAUUUAUUAUUUGAUAACAAAAUUAAGUUUCAGUGACAAGAAUUGAUAAGGCAGUGUAUCUGUUCCAACGUUGGCAUCAAGUCAUAUUGUUCGGCACUUCUUUUUAUCAGGAUGCUGCAGAAACUAACCGGCCCUAGUUUGAGAGUGGCGAGGGUGUAUCUAACGUCAAGCGCGUCGUUACACAUAAGGAUGAUGUCGUCGGCCGCUGAAAAGGGAUCCAACUUCUUUUUUAGGCAGCUUUUCGAUACAGUUAGCAGCACCUACACUUACCUGCUGGCCGACCAGACUGCCAAAGAGGCGGUGCUCAUCGACCCGGUGCUGGAGCAUGCUGAGAGGGACGCCACUCUUCUUCAACAGCUGGGGUUCAAACUGCUGUUUGCCAUGAACACCCACAUGCACGCAGACCACGUAACCGGCACGGGCAAGCUCAAGUCCCUAUUACCAGGCACUAAGAGCGUGAUUGGCCAGGCGUCUGGCGCUCAGGCGGAUAUCCACUUGGUAGACGGCGACCUGGUGAAGUUCGGCGACUAUCAGCUCUUGGCGACCGCCACUCCUGGACACACUAAUGGAUGCUUGACUUAUAUUUGUCAUGAUCAGGGCAUAGCGUUCACAGGCGACACGCUCCUAAUCCGAGGCUGUGGCCGGACAGAUUUCCAGGAGGGCUCCUCUGAGGGCCUGUACAACUCUGUCCACCAGAAGAUAUUCACCCUGCCGGACCAUUACACCCUGUAUCCUGCCCACGACUACAGAGGACAGACGGCCACCACGGUGGGAGAGGAGAAGAAAUACAAUCCGAGGUUGACAAAGUCGUUGGAGGAGUUCAUAAACAUCAUGGACACUUUGAAUCUGCCGUACCCUAAGAUGAUUGAUAAGGCGAUCCCCGCGAACAAAGUAUGUGGGCUAUAUGAAGUAAAAAAUGACUAAUUAGAAUUAUAUGUAUAUCUAGAAAUAAACAACUUAUAAUUUUAAUUACAUAUGUGAUUAAGAUGUAGAUCAUUUUA